GGAAUGCCAGUCUGGGUGAGGUGUCCCAGGUGUGCCAAGCUUUGCGCAAAAUUACAAAAAGAUCAACAUCACAACUGGCGCACCAUGGUCGUACACUAACUCCCUAAAACCCAAUACAUAUCAAAAUAAUGCACUGAUAAAAUUUACUAUAGCAUAACAUUUUAAAAACUAUUACAUAAGGAUACCAAAGAGUAGUAAUCUUAGUCUUAACUUUUUUUAAAACAUUAAAAAGUAUUUACUUAAGAAUAAAAAGAAAAAGUUAACGAAUCAGAGAACGCGUUCGAAGUUUGAAAUUUCGGGGAGUCGUUCGGUUUUAGUCCGGUGGUGCGCGGGGGGCAGUCGCCCCCUGGGGCUCGACCGUGGAGGAGGACGGGCCCGCGCUGCUCGGGCGGCUGCAGGGCGCGCUGCGUGGGCGCGCCGGCGCCGCCUCGCCGUCGCGCGUCGCCAGCUCCAUCAAGGGCUACCUUACCAACAAAGUCGGGUCGCUGCAGCUUAGAGACACAGGUUCCGAAGUUCCGUUUGGGGGUCGCGACGCGGGACAUCGCUAAGCAAAUGAACAGUGAACUACCAGAAGGAUACGCAACCACACUACCCACGAACAUGCAUACGAGACCCCACAAAAGAUAGGUAUUUCUAAAUUGCAGUGAAAAGAAAAAGUCAAGAUGGCGGAAGGACCACAGACGAUAUGGCAAAAGAUCGACGGCACCGUCAUCCCCGUGGUGAACCUCGAGGUUCGGGAGGUUCGCGAGGUCCUAUGGGAGAAGAUCAAGGAACCGAGAUCCCAAAGAAAAAUUAUCCUGGUCAUAGUGUCCAUAGCCCUGCUUCUGGACAAUAUGUUGUACAUGGUUAUUGUGCCGAUAAUUCCAGACUAUUUGAGGUAUAUAGGCGCAUGGGGAGAAGAGGCUUACGACCAUGUUGUUACCUUACCACCCAUCAGGGAAGGCAAUCGAACCAUUAUUCCGACCAAAAUUAUUCCCGCGACACACGAGGGCCAGGAGUCAGCCACGGGGGUACUGUUCGCGUCUAAAGCAAUAGUGCAGCUUAUGAUCAACCCAUUCUCUGGUGCCUUAAUUGAUCGAAUCGGGUAUGAUAUACCCAUGAUGAUUGGACUCGUCAUAAUGUUUCUCUCGACUUCUGUAUUCGCGUGCGGCCGGAGUUACAGUAUGCUAUUCUUCGCCAGGAGCUUACAAGGUGUAGGCUCUGCCUUCGCGGACACCUCGGGUCUCGCCAUGAUAGCUGACAGAUUCACAGAAGAAGCUGAGAGAUCUAAGGCCCUUGGUAUUGCUCUUGCGUUUAUCAGUUUUGGGUGCCUCGUAGCGCCUCCUUUUGGUGGUGCUCUAUACCAGUUCGCUGGCAAAGAAGUGCCGUUCUUGAUUCUUGCUUUAAUAUCCCUAAUAGAUGGGUUCAUGUUGCUACUAGUGAUGAAACCUUUGAAGACUCAGAUAUAUGAGUACAAUCAACCAAAAACAGCUGGAACGCCGAUUUGGAAAUUGCUUAUGGAUCCAUACAUUGCAGUGUGUGCUGGAGCGUUGAUGAUGUCGAACGUCGCAUUAGCGUUUCUUGAACCAACGAUAUCUUUGUGGAUGGAAGAUAAUUUAACCAAAGAUAACUGGAAAAUUGGUAUGAUAUGGCUCCCAGCAUUCUUCCCGCAUGUGCUUGGUGUUAUAAUAACAGUGAAGAUGGCUAAAAAAUAUCCUCAGCAUCAAUGGCUGAUGGCAGCUGGUGGGCUCGCUCUGGAGGGUCUAUGUUGCUUCAUUAUACCAUUUGCAAAUUCCUACAAGAUGCUCAUGAUUCCUAUCUGUGGAAUAUGUUUCGGUAUCGCCUUAAUCGAUACAGCACUGCUCCCGACGCUUGGUUAUCUGGUGGAUGUGCGAUAUGUCUCUGUGUACGGCAGUAUCUACGCUAUCGCCGAUAUAUCAUACUCAUUCGCGUACGCCGUGGGACCUAUCAUUGCCGGAGAAGUAGUGGAAGCAAUUGGUUUCACUGCCUUGAAUCUCCUUAUCGCUUUCAGCAAUCUGCUCUACGCGCCUGUGCUCAUGUACUUGAGGCACAUUUACGAUUUCAAACCUUUCGAGAACGAAGCUAAUAUUUUGAUGGGAGAUCCUCCUGAUAAGGAAUACCAAACUUACAGUCUGCAGGAUCAGAGGCCUGUGAAUGGCGAAUAUAAGAACCAUUUGGAGUACUCUAACGUUUCUGGGCAAGUGGGUACGGAAGAGUCGAACGUUGACACGAAUACAAGUUACUCUUACGAUCAGUCGUAUCAAGGAGGGUAUCAGAAUUAUGGGCAAGGCUAUGAGCAGCAACAGCAGCAGCCACAACAGCAACAACAGGGGUACCAGCAAGAGUAUCAGCAACAACAGGGAUACAGUCAGCCUCGGCAGUUGCCUGCUCAGCCGCAGCCGCCGGCAAGUAACCCCUUCAGAGCGGCGGCAUCGGCCGCUCCCGCGCCCGCCGACGUCGCCGCUCCGCCUGCCGCCGCACCCGCCGGCCCCACAAUCAAGAACCCCUUCCGGCAAGGCUUUUAGAGCGCUCCUAUUUCGGUGUUGUUGUCUAUAUUUUUGAAUUUACUUGUUGUGUAAUUAUAAAUAUCUUAAAUUUGGAUACUACUUCGAUCACUGAGCUGCGUUACAUCGGCGGCGAGUUAUUUAGUGUCUGAUAGAUGUCUAAUACCUAGUUGUGCUUGUAAUUAUGGUAUUUGUAGAAUAUCUCUAUGGCUAUUCUUGAAAUGGUUAUUCAUUAGUCACGGUUGAGCGAUUGUAUCAGAAAAUGGAUACCAUUAUGAGAAAAGCCAUGCUGUUUUUCCUGUUGAUAUUGUAUUGUUCAGAUGUAACUUAUUACAACUGUUGAUUAUGCCUUCUUAAAAUAUAAUAAUUAUGACGACUUUUCCGAACAAAUAUGAACCAACAAUAUAUCGCUUGACCAAAGAAUUGUCGGAGAGUAAUCAUAAGAAUAAAUAAAUUAUUAUAUCCGAGAUGUGAAAAAUCAGUGAAAAGGAAAGUGUGAUAAAAUGUGACACGUUUAAUAUGAAAUUUUCAAAAUAAUCUUUCUCUAAUUUUGGAAUAAUAAUUAACACUGAUUUUGCACAUUGCAUUAAUAUGUCAUAGUGAUGACGAAAUAAUUAAAAUGAAAUUUAUGUAAAGUAGACAUUAUAAUGAACAAGUAUAUUAUUACUUUUCAUGUAUGCUCAUCAGCACUACAACGGCUACGAAGGCACAAAUAUCAUCAUUAAAAAAGCCUAAGAUAAAGUACUUUGUGAUCUUUUGGCACUUUACUUUAAAAAGUUAACAUAAGUACCUACAUAUUAUAUUAUUAUUUGUUAAGGUCAAAGAGAUUUAGAUAAUAUGCAUUUCUUAUUAUUGUUUAACGUCUUUGGUUCAGACCUUUAAAUAAGAUUAAUAUGAUAUAAUAAGCAUUGCAUUUAUAAAUGUAACAAUGUCUGUCAUUUAUUAAAGUAACAUUGUUACUAUAUCAUAUGAUGUAUGUACAUAAUCCUGUUUAUUUCUCUAUGUGACGACAGCCUGUCAGUGUACCUGUGAAUAUGUUUGUACACUAAGGUGUCUGUCCUUAUAUUUUUAGAUAAUUAAUUUUAAUUAGGGAUAAUCAAUCCUUCCUCUGCUAUUUCAGCAAUAUUAGUCUAAGUCAUUGUCGCUUUGGAAUGGAUACUCAACAUUAUAUCAAUUAAUAUAUCAAUUAGUGAUAGGUUAGGCAACCAACUUGUGAUAAAGUUGCAACCAAGGUAACGAAACAUAUCAGAAUCUUUUGAUUCACUUAGGCUAAGUGUAUGUAUAGUCAUAGGUCCGUUUGUCUAGUUGUACAGAAUCGUAUUGUCGUUUUACUAAACUCGUAGUUACUAUACGGUAAGCGGUUAUAAACCAUCAGAUACGCACUACAAUGAGGUCGUUUGGCAAAGAUAGCCAUAAAACCUAGCAAUUAUAAGUAAAAAACUAUUUUGUUUAUUAUUUUUGGGAUCUUAUUAUAAUUGUAAAAGAAUGAUAUCGUUUAUAGAACAAGUUGUUUAAGCAUGAGAAGCACAAAAUAAAAUCAAACCAAGAAGUUAAUAAUUUUGCGGUUUAUUUGAAUUAAACAACGUAUUAAUUAUUAUACCUACUCUCUCGCUAAACGACCUCUGAAAUCUAUUUAAUUUGCAGACGAAAAGAAUCUAAAGCAGAGUUGAAAUAAAAAAAACGUAAUAUCUAAAUAAUUGUACAAGAAAAAGUGACGAGCCCGAAAUGUCAAUUGAGAGUGUAUAAAGAUAAAUGUGAAUAAUAUUCGUAAUGGUAAACUAUAUAUCGAGAGUGCUUCGAUUCGAUUCAACUCAGUUGCCUUUGUUCCCGACGAUUCGUGCGCUGAACCACACAAUGCAUCGUACCGACUAUAACGAUUCUAUUAAUAGAACAUAGCCUGCAAAAGUACAAUAGCAAUUGUAGAUUUCAUCAUCCAUUGCACAAAUUUCUUGUGAGCACAAAAUAAAAUUAGUAAUAUCGAAUUAUUUAUAUUUUAUGAAUAGAUACGUAACUGGUAAGUAACGGAGAAACGUAACCAUCGUCAUGUUGUCACGAGAGAGUUUCUCUCCUAACCAUCAUUGUUAGGAGAGAAAGUGUAAUAAUCUCUCCUGAUGGUCACUUAAAGCUGUUCUUAAGUGA
This is a messenger RNA of Chilo suppressalis (striped riceborer), 4643 nucleotides long. Lineage: Eukaryota; Metazoa; Arthropoda; Insecta; Lepidoptera; Crambidae. The record is from the annotation of a GenBank genome assembly.